ACCACCGACGUUAAGAGAGACAACAUCUCUUCUUCUAACUCCGCCGCUUCAUUUUAUGAUCUCCCACGGCUCUUCUCUGAUUCCUUGUGAACUUUGUUGCCUUUGAUAUGAUGAUGAUGACGUCGCUCGGUGGAGGAGGAGGAGUUGGUGGUGGCGGCGGAGGUAGGUUUAUGACGUAUUCGUCGUCUCUUUCGGUUCCUCCUUCUGCUCCUCAUUCCCCUAGCUACUCCGGUGGUCUACGAUCACAGUCUUCUCUGUUCGUUGAACAAGAGAAGUAUCUUUCAGAGCUACUUGAAGAGCGUCAUAAGCUCACUCCAUUCUUUCCCGUUAUUCCACAUGCACGUCGGCUACUUAACCAGGAGAUUAUGCGUGUAACCACACUGUUGGAGAAUGCCACAGUUUUGACUCAGAGCGGGCUUAACCCUCUAGGUAAUGGAAGGAUAUUUCAGAAUGCAAGAGCUGACCUUAGCGGAUGGGGAGCCUCACAGUUUCCAUCAGAAAGAUCUGUUCCAUCUUCUCCGGGACCAAACUGGCUUAACUCACCUGGUAGUCCGUCCGGUCUGAUCGCCAAGCGAACCCUAAGAGUCGAUAUUCCAGUCGACGACUAUCCAAAUUACAAUUUCGUUGGUCGCCUCCUCGGUCCUAGAGGAAACUCCUUGAAGCGAGUUGAAGCAAGCACUGAUUGUCGUGUUCUUAUAAGAGGAAGAGGCAGCAUAAAAGAUCCAGUUAAGGAGGAAAUGAUGAGAGGAAAACCAGGAUUUGAGCACUUAAAUGAGCCACUUCAUAUCUUAGUCGAAGCAGAGUUACCAAUUGAGAUCGUUGAUGCACGUCUCAUGCAAGCUCGGGAGAUACUCGAUGAUCUUCUUACUCCUAUGGAAACGCAUGAUGUCUACAAGAAACAGCAGCUGCGAGAGCUAGCAUUACUCAAUGGAACUCUUCGUGAUGAAGGAUCUCCAAUGUCCGGUUCUGUUUCUCCUUUCAAUGGCCUUGGAAUGAAGAGAGCCAAAACAAGAGAAGAUGUGUAGAAAUCAAAUUCCUCAGAUCGCAAUUGUUGUUAUCUAUCACAUCUCAAGGAACAUUGAAACCGAUCCAAUUCGAUGCAGGAAGGUCAUACCCCUCGUGACUACACAGUACUCUUUUCUUCCCUUCUCCCUGUUAUAGUCUUGUUGUAUAUAUAUAUAGGAUUAUGCAUGUUUUUGUUUUAUCUAUUUAUCAUUGUCCUGGAGAGAGAUUCAGAUGACACAAUUUCAAAGAAACACCACGGCAUGAUGAGUCUCUGACUCUCCUCUCCUAGACUUUGUGUUUGUUUUGUUUUAUUUUAUUUUACUUGAAAAUUUUACCAAAAGAAAAAACAUAAGAUCAUGAUGGCAUGUGUCUGGUAAUGAUAAUAUGUUUUUGGGAUACGUAAGCGUUAAAGUAAAGUUUGUUUCGGUAUAA
Messenger RNA from Brassica oleracea var. oleracea, 1437 nucleotides. RefSeq names its product KH domain-containing protein At5g56140. The record is from RefSeq and is a predicted model, not a curated record. The coding region runs from base 108 to 1025 and encodes 305 amino acids. Gene Ontology annotation, molecular function: mRNA binding. The transcript has 7 exons. Gene Ontology annotation, biological process: regulation of mRNA splicing, via spliceosome. NCBI's taxonomy places the organism in Eukaryota, Viridiplantae, Streptophyta, Magnoliopsida, Brassicales, Brassicaceae. Gene Ontology annotation, cellular component: nucleus.